This is a messenger RNA of Drosophila willistoni, 626 nucleotides long. Its product is annotated as 40S ribosomal protein S19a. The record is from RefSeq and is a predicted model, not a curated record. Gene Ontology annotation, cellular component: ribosome; cytosolic small ribosomal subunit. The transcript has 2 exons. NCBI's taxonomy places the organism in Eukaryota, Metazoa, Arthropoda, Insecta, Diptera, Drosophilidae. Gene Ontology annotation, biological process: ribosomal small subunit assembly; translation. Gene Ontology annotation, molecular function: RNA binding; structural constituent of ribosome. Bases 110 to 580 code for a protein of 156 amino acids.
CAAUCUGCCAUUUUGAUUAAAACCAGCUUCCUGCAAAGUCAUCACGCUCCCAGUAAAAAAUCCCUCAUUCCUCAUUCGCUUAGCUACAGAUUUGUAAAGAAAAGACAUAAUGCCCGGAAUUAAUGUCAAGGAUGUUGAUCAGGCAGUUGUCACCAAUGCGGUGGCUGCUUAUCUAAAGAAAAAGGGAAAGCUCUGUGUGCCCGACCAAAUGGAGUACAUCAAGACGGCCAAGUUUAAGGAGAUUGCGCCUGAGAAUCCGGAUUGGUUCUACAUUCGUUGCGCCUCGAUAAUGCGUCAUCUUUACCAUCGCAGUCCAGUCGGAGUGGCAGCUUUAACAAAAGUGUACGGCGGGCGCAAGCGCAACGGAGUGCAGCCCUCGAAAUAUUGUCGUGCCUCCGAUGGAUGCAUUCGCAAGGCUUUGCAAGCUUUGGAGAAGAUACGCUUGGUUGAGCGUCAUCCCGAUGGCGGACGCAAACUGUCGGCCAUAGGACAGCGUGACAUGGAUCGAAUUGCCUAUCAGAUUGUUACCAAGCAGCGUGAACAGGAGCACGCAGCUGACACCCUAAUUAUAUCCGAUUAAAAUGACAGAAUUUCGUAAAUUGCAAAUAAAUGUAAUAUUGUCUAUA